Molecule: messenger RNA, 648 nt
Organism: Alternaria ethzedia
Lineage: Eukaryota; Fungi; Ascomycota; Dothideomycetes; Pleosporales; Pleosporaceae
Exons: 1
Coding region: 1-648 (215 amino acids)
Source: RefSeq, a predicted model, not a curated record
AUGACCUUCCCCAUAGCGACCCUCCUUCAUCCCGUCGUAUCACAAGCCCUGGCUGACGCCGAACAAAAAGCGAAACACGGUAUCCUGGAGACUCUACCCGGACACCGAAGCAUGGCCUUACGACCCGAAGAGAACACCAGCGGCCCUCUCGUAGCCUCUCCAACGUCUCCAAAACCGCGAGAUGAAGUCAGCUUUCCACUACCCCUACUUUCUUCACCCACCAGCCCACCUCAAAAUCCACACACACCCACUCACGUAGCCCUCACACCAGACUCCGAAUUCUGCAUCAUUGAAGCCGAACUCGCAAACUGUCAACUGACACGCGAAGCGCUCCAAAGACGCGAAUCCGCGCUCAAAGAACGCAAAGCAGAAAUCAUAAGAGAAACAAAGAUGAGGCUUGACAAGGAGGUGCGAGAUUUGACGGCACAGGAUCAAGAAGAGACCGAUCAAGGACUGUUCAUGCGCGAUGUGCAAAGGAGAGUAGAGGUUAAUCUGAAGAAGGCAGAUGAGAAAGAUGAAGCUUCAUCGGAGAAAUUAGACAAAGCAGAGCCAGUGGAGGACAAGAAAACGGUCCCCAUCAGUGCGCCAGAGCGGAGGAGACUUGCGCGUCUUGCACUGUUGAAGCAAGACCCUAGGUUAGGAAGAUGA